UACAAGGGUUUAUGCUACAACAUAGCAAAGAACUUUAAAUUUUUGGAAGAACAGUUUAUUCAGUUUGGCAUUUUGCAGAGCAAAGUAAACUUGGUGGCCUCUUCUCCAGCCCUCAACAUGAUAGCAAUCUCUGCGGUCAGCAGUGCGCUCCUGUUCUCCCUUCUCUGUGAAGCAAGUACCGUCAUCUUACUCAAUUCCACUGACUCAUCCCCGCCAACCAAUAAUUUCACUGAUAUUGAAGCAGCUCUAAAAGCACAGCUAGAUUCUGCGGAUCUCCCCAAAGCCAGGCGGAAGCGCUACAUUUCGCAGAAUGACAUGAUCGCCAUUCUUGAUUAUCAUAAUCAAGUUCGGGGAAAAGUGUUUCCACCGGCAGCCAACAUGGAAUAUAUGGUUUGGGAUGAAAAUCUUGCAAAAUCUGCAGAGGCGUGGGCAGCUACUUGCAUUUGGGACCACGGACCUUCUUACUUACUGAGAUUUUUGGGCCAAAAUCUAUCUGUACGAACUGGAAGAUACCGCUCCAUUCUCCAGUUGGUCAAACCAUGGUAUGAUGAAGUGAAAGAUUAUGCUUUCCCAUAUCCUCAGGAUUGCAACCCUAGAUGUCCGAUGAGAUGUUUCGGCCCCAUGUGUACACAUUAUACACAGAUGGUUUGGGCCACUUCCAAUCGGAUAGGAUGUGCAAUUCACACUUGCCAAAAUAUGAAUGUUUGGGGGUCUGUAUGGCGACGUGCAGUGUACUUGGUAUGCAACUACGCCCCAAAGGGCAACUGGAUUGGAGAAGCGCCAUAUAAAGUAGGGGUGCCAUGCUCAUCUUGUCCUCCAAGUUAUGGGGGAUCCUGUACUGACAACCUGUGUUUUCCAGGAGUAACAUCAAACUACCUAUACUGGUUUAAAUAAGCUUACUUUCCACCAGGAGAUAUAAUGGUUUUGGGAAAUCAUAGGCAUAUAUAUAUAUUGAAUUUUGCACAUAUUAUACAUAUUUUAUGAUAAUCUUUUUUCCUUUUACUAUUCAUUUGUAUAAAUGAGUGUUUGUCUAGUGUAUUUGUUUUUAUUCUUUUAUAUUCAAAAUAUCCAUUUCUAUUUCUGACCUCUAAGCUUGAAUUGAAAUAUUUUAAAAACUUAUUCCAAAGUAUGUGUGAGGUGGUGAGACAUCUUCAACACCUAUCUAUAAUACAAAAUACUCGACAGUGACAUGUGAAAAAAUAACUUACAUAGGCAGCCAUAGAUUUUUAUUCUGGAGAUAUUUUACCUUAUGUUUGUUCACCAAAAGAUAUCCUUGAGUGAUGUAAGCUCUCAAAUCAAGACUUUUGCUUAUUCUUACUUACGUAAAUCAGCUAAUUAUGUGUAGAGUAUUUAUGACAAACUCCAUUGGUUAUGUUCUGAUAGUACAAAGACAAUGAGACAUGGUUCCUGUCCACAAGAAGUUCAAAAAAGUCUUCAGGAAAUAAUAUAGCCCAGAAAUUUUGCUGUAAAAAUCUUUUUUAAGAUUAUUUAUUUAUUUGAAAGUCAGACUUAAAGGGAGAGAGGGAGAGAGAGGGGAGGGGGAAUAAGAGAUCUUCCAUCCACUGGUUCACUCCUCAAAUGACUGCAGUAGUGGAGGCUGGGCUAUGCCAAAGCCAGGACCCAGGAGCCUCUUCUAGGUCUCAAAUGGGUACAGGGGCCCAAGCAUUUGGGCUAUUCUCUGCUGCCUUUCCCAGGCUAUUAGCAGGUAGCUGCAUUGGAAGUAGAGCUGGUGGGACUUGUACUGGCACCCAUAUGGAUGCUGGCACCCAUAAAGCUGCAGUCAGCAGCCUUACCCACUACACCACAACAUAAGCCUCUGUAAAAUUAUUUUUAACAAAUUAAUUUUUACAUAGUUUUGAGAAAUUGAGCAUACCAACAGUGUUCACCUAUAGCUGGAAUAUGUGAUCAGCCACCCUGUGAAAUAUGUAAGACCUCUGAUUCCUACAAAAAUUUAGCCACAUUAUUUAGAGAGAGAAAGGCGAAGGUAGAAUUAACAACUGCCUGGAGAUUUCAGAAGCAGAUUAGGUAGUUUUGAUUUCAGAAAGUGGAAAGCAAGAUUCCCAAAAAAAUGAUAAUGUUUAGGAUAAUUAAGAAGUAGAGGACAGGCAUGAGAAGUCACAGAAACAGAGUAGUUGCACAGAAAGCCCGGGUGGAGAAGUUAAGAUGGAUGUGUAUCCUAGGGCCAUGGUGCAUCUUAAAGACUGCUCAGGAGCAGCAGGAGGUGAAGAGAUCCAAAGUGACAUGAGGAAUGCCAAAGACACCUCCCUCUCUUCAUUGUUUUUGCCCCUUAUGAAUUGGUGAGACUCAAUCUACUUGUCAUGUUGGGCCUUUGAGUAUUUAAAGAUCCUUCCAGCACACCACAUUCAGCCAGGGUUUGUUUUUUUUUUUUUUUUUUAUGGAGCCCGGUACAGAUGCUUUUUUUAAGAACUCAUUAUCAACUUUAUUUCGUAUUUAUGUGGAGGAAUAGUUUUCAGUUCUUCAUUAAGGUUUUUGUUUUGUUUUAUUUUUUUGCCAAGUUCUGUUGGUUCAUUCCCCUAAUGGCCACUACGGCUGGCGCUGCACCGAUCGGAAGCCAGGAGCCGGGUACUUCCUCCUGGUCUCCCUUGCGGGUACAGGGAUUCAAGCACUUGGGCCAUCCUCCACUGCCCUCGUGGGCCACAGCAGAGAGCUGGACUGGAAGAGGAGCAACCGGGACUAGAACCCGGCACCCCAACCGGGACUAGAACCCUGGGUGCUGGCGCCGCAGGUGGAGGAUUAGCCAAGUGAGCCAUGGCGCCGGCCCUUCAAUAAGUUCAACUACAAAAAUCAAUUCCAUCACUCUGAAAAUUUCAUUAAUCUGAUUUGGAAAUGUAAUGGUUCCUUAUUCAUGAAGUCUGAGAGGAUACAUCUGGAUCCAGACACCAUCACAUUAGCUUUCAAAUGUGUGUGUAUUUCAUUCAGAUUAUAGAAUGCCUCCAAAGGAUUAUGGAACAAGUAAACAUUAGUUCCACAGUGCACAUGGCAGGAGGGAGCUAGGUGUUUAAAAUUUCACACACAUUUGGAGUUUCUGAGGAUGACAGAGUUAAUUUAAUCUAUUCAAUGUGCAACUCUCCCGUCUGGAGAUUGGGUCUAUUUGAGGACAAACAACCAGCCCAAUUUCCUUUACAAAUAUGGUGACCCAAUGUAAUGAUACUAUACUACAUUUUGUGGGCGCAUAUCAGACCCAUUGAAAGUAGGUAUUUUUAGAGAAUAAAACAGAGAAUAGAGUCAUUACAUAAUCUAGGCCCCAAUCCGACUUUUAUCUAUUGUAUCAGGGCGACUGAAGGGAACGCUCAUUGGUUGAACUUUUCUUGAUUUAGGUAGGUAGCGUUUCCAUCCACGAUUUGACCAGGUCAGUUCUACAGAAACAGCAGAGAGUACUAUUGAACAGGAGAUAGCUGUUCUCAGUGUAGACUCAGUGGCUGUACUGCUUGUUUAGUUUCUUUCUCAGUUUUAAGGAAGAAUGGUGGUAUUUGCUAUUUAUUUCGUAGAGGUUGCCACCGAGGUAAAUUUACAUACUAAUAGAAAUACAUGAAUUAUAAAAUUAUCAUUAAUAUAUGAGCUCUUCUUUGACAGGAACUCUGGCUAGUUCUUUGUAUUUAUCCCAAUAUUUCAUACAGCGACUAUAACAUAAUGUUUAUAUGAGUGCAUUUUUACUAUUAGCUGAAAACUCUAGAACUGCAACAGUUUAGAGAAAUCCCACCUUUCCGUGACUUAUUAGGACAAAAAUGUCUCAAAUAGAAAGCUUUGAGUGAUAAACCAUUAAGCAUCAGAUUGAGAUUAGACUAGGGGUCUACACACUUGUAAAUUACACUUUCAUAAGAGUACUUUCCAAACCACAACUAGAACUGUAAGUUUAUUUAUAAUUUAACAGCUCUGCUUAAAGUAUAACGGGUAUAUUGUUAUUCUAUCUGUAAUUUUUAAAUUUAAUAAUAUAAAGUGGCCAUGUAAAAUAUUUUAUUUUCCAAGCUAAAGCAAAUGAAAAUGAGCUACUAUCAGCACAGUGAGUCAUAUUUUUUAUCAGAUUCAACAAUGGUGCUAGCUGUUUCCCAGAGGCAGAAAGAGCCAGGGGAUAACCUAUUUCAUAAGAGCAGCUUCACAGAGUAAGGACUGAAGUUUUUGUUUGGAAAGAUUUCAUUUAAAACAAUAGUAAUUGAUAUACUUACUUUAUAGGAUUGAUCCUCUUUAUGGUAUAGAUUUUUUUUUUUUGGUAGAAAAGAAAUCUAUCGUGAUAAUAUUUCUGUGCCUCCUUGUCUUCCAAAAAACAAAGUAAAAUUUUAUCUAUGAUGCAAUGGAUUAUUUUAUAUAACUUUCUGAGUUGUGUUGGCACACUCUUGAUCAUCCUGGUUUAUGACAGAUAAAUCUGCUUUAAAAUGUGGAAGAAACUGGUAUUAUUAUUAUCAUUUUUGCUUCUGUUAAGUAGUCAAAACCUCAUCACUUCACUGGACACUGCUACAAUGCCCCCAUGCAACGCUCAUGGGACCUCUCAUUCUAAGUUCCAGUGUGCAGAUUUAGCACAGAGCUGACAAACGCUAGAGCAAGUUCGUCCAAUUCAACUUACUCAGAAUAUUUGAAUUGAAACAAUAUAUAAGGAAAGGUCAUAAAGUUUGUGGAAAAUAUAAUUAAAAAGUUUACUUUUGUACAAAAAGUUUUGAAAUUAGUGCAGUUUCUUCAUAGAAAGCAUUUUUCAUGAACUUUUUGAGGACUCCUGAUACGUGCAGAUUCAAAAAAUGCACCAAAAUAAACUUAUUUUUAAUUUCAUUUUCCACAAAUUUUGAAGUAUCUUCAUGUUUACUAUCUCCUUUAUAUGUACUUGUGUGAAAUCAAUUAACAUAACUAAAUCUAACUUAAACUAGAGUCAGUUUAAAUGUUUGAUGUUCCUACCAUGCUUAUGAAAUAAAUGCACAAGCUAAACAAAUAGCUCCAAUGUAUCCACUAAAGGAGAUUAAAGCUUGGGCUUUUGUUCCCUUUUCCCUGUGUGUAACAACAUGUCUCAGUAGGCUCCCCAGCAGCCUGGAAGCAGACAGAAGUUUCUACCUACUGAAGUGUUGGGGACAACAGAGUUACCUUUCUACCAAUAUCUAACAAAAUGUCUUUAUAAGGUAUUUUUCCCUGUAUUUUCAUUGUAUGUGUGGGUGGAGCCAUUUAAACACAUGCAAAUGACUUAAAAUCAUGCCAUACUCUUGCUUUGACUUAUGAAAGGUCAAUAGAAAACUUAGGAAGUUUAACAAUUCAAUGAUUAAUGGUGCUGAAAACACAUUACAAUCACCAUAUUCUUGCUAUAAUUUUGAAGUUUGCAAUUAAAUUUUGUAUUAAUUUAAUAUCUAUUCUGGUGCUAAAUAUAUGGUGCUAAGUGAAUUGUGAGUGCUAAUGGCUUUAGUAAUAAUUUUAGCCAUUGUUUAAAGUGUUAUCUGUUCAAUUCCUGAUUCAGCCACAUUAACACAAUUCUAGGUUAAAUUAUUCACCAAAAAUAGUACAGUUGACUCCAAUUUCUAACUUAAAAGCCAUAUAUUACUAAGCAUUAUAAGAUACAAAUAUAUUUAUUUAGAAAUUACCAAUUUUCUUUUAAAAACAUUUUUUAGUUUGGCAGUGUCUAAAUUUAAAUGGCACCUACACUAACAAUGCUGUGGACACUGUCGCCCUCUGGUGGUUCUGAAAACAACUUAUCUUGAUGGCCACCUGGCCUGAGGUAAAAGUAAUUUCUGAUAGAAGUCAUGGAUGCUUCCUAAACUAAUGAUAUGUAAAAAUGCUUUCUCUAUUGACUCACUAGUCUAAGAGGUAUAAGAUUUUUAAUUUAUACUGUCACCCACUUUCUAAAUAUGUUUCUCACAAUUUCCCAGUUCUGAGGUGCUUCCUAAAGUUUGUUUUGAAUCCAGUAUGGCUGAAAUAUAUUUUCCAUUUUGUUUACAUCACAAGUACAAUUAUAAUAGUCAAAACUAAUUUAUCUCAUUUUCAGGAAUGAUAAUAUAUUUUUAUUUAGCAUAAUACAUAAGAUAAAAUGAGAUACACUAUAAUAACAAUGAAUUCUGUACAUUAAAAAGUUGUUCCUCCACAUUUAAUUGUUCACUAUGAUUCAAAAAUAUUAUUCGGGUAUACUAUUCACUACUGAGCUAAUAUUCAAUGAUACUAUUUCAUUUAAAGUUCUUCCAGCUAACAGGUGAAAAUUAUGUCACCAGUAAAUAAUGAAGGUUACUCAUAUUCUCAGGUGAACAUUCAUUUGAAUUACAAAAUUGUCUGGAAUGAAUCAUAAUCUCUUUUCACAAAUUUCUUAAACUGAACUAGAAUAACCAAAUAGAUUUUCUUGAAGCUUUUUUUCCAAAUCAAUAUUUUCAAACUUAUCUGAAAGCAGUAGAACCCUUUCUGUGCUCUAAGUCCUAUGCAAAAAUACAACUUUUAAUACACAUCAAAUGAGCCUCUCCGCCCCUACUCCUUCUCCAGUUCUUUCUUGUAUGAGCCCUAUGAUUCUAUUAACCAAAAAAAGUUGAUCUAAAUCAUUGAUUUUUAUCAUUUUCUCGAAAAACAAUCAGCUAAUAAAAUAAUACAUAAACCAAAGAUAACCUGAGAGCCUAGGUUACCGUUUGAUGGUUCUUUUGACUACUCAAUUAAAUUUGCAUGUGUUAGCAAACUCUUAGUUUUGUGAAGAAUUAAAUGCUGAGUUAAAUUGGUGCUUGGUAACAUUUUACAACAUCCUGUGUUUUAUUAUUUGACAAACAGAAUUUUGGUACCAUUACAUUUUGAGGAGUAGAGAUGAUUGUGGUGCACAUAAGAACACAAUAUGCUUUAAAUUACUUCAGUGUUUAAAAUGUUUAUAUAAUCUUAAAAUAUACUGUACGAUGUUAGAUACUUUAAAGAAACAGGUUAGUCUGUAUAAGUUUUAUUCACUACCUAAUGCUGUGGCAGUGAAAGGUGCAUUUGAUAUUGUAAAAUAAUAUUCUGAAUAUGUAUGUAUGUAACACCUGUGUAAAACUCUGUCCUUAUGAACCACAUCAAAUAUAGCUUUUUCAGCUC
This is a messenger RNA of Lepus europaeus (European hare), 7026 nucleotides long. It is a transcript of the gene PI15, whose product is annotated as peptidase inhibitor 15. Bases 118 to 894 code for a protein of 258 amino acids. NCBI's taxonomy places the organism in Eukaryota, Metazoa, Chordata, Mammalia, Lagomorpha, Leporidae. The transcript has 6 exons. Gene Ontology annotation, cellular component: extracellular region. The record is from RefSeq and is a predicted model, not a curated record.